This is a messenger RNA of Camellia sinensis, 3179 nucleotides long. RefSeq names its product polarity axis stabilization protein. NCBI's taxonomy places the organism in Eukaryota, Viridiplantae, Streptophyta, Magnoliopsida, Ericales, Theaceae. The record is from RefSeq and is a predicted model, not a curated record. Gene Ontology annotation, cellular component: recycling endosome. Gene Ontology annotation, molecular function: guanyl-nucleotide exchange factor activity.
ACCAAAUAAUUUUUUAAUAUUUUAGUGUGGGUAGGCAAAAAUUUUGGGUUUAUUUUUGAAGAGAACCCUCUCGUCCCACAUUUCACAACAAGAAGAUAAAGACGGAAAGCCCAAACAUUCGAAUUGGAGUUUUUGCUGUUUCUCAAAUCAAAUGCAUCGUUCUUCUUCUUCUUCUUCUUCUUCUUCUUCUUUCCCAGCUUUGAUUUUCAAAUUCUUGAUCGUUUAGUCUCACGAAAACCCCUCUUCAAUCCAGUCUAAAAUCGUCUCGAAACCCAUUGCAUUUCUCUUGAUUUCUCGAUUUCCUUUGCAAUUAGAAGCACAAACUGUUCCAUAUGAGAACUACCCAUUUUCAGAUUUUAGAUUGGAAUCGAAGAUUGUGAAAAUGGGUUCACUCAUUUAAUGAAAACCAGUUCUGGGUUUGGGUUUGCUUUGAAAUGAGCAGGUCACCAUCGUUCUCUGUGAAGCCCGAGCUACCCAGUCCGAAGAUCGAUCCAAAGUCAUUGAAUCGAUGGGUCGUUGCUUUUUGCGUAAUCAGGUUCGAUCUCGAGCAAGGUCAGCUAAUUGAAGAGUGUUUUCCAUCUGGGUCUCUAACACAAGAGGAAGAACUCGAAAUCUCUUUCAGUUCUUUCCCAGAUUCCGUUUCUCAGCACCAUAAUCGAUCCAGCAUCCAUGAUUGCAUCUUCUUUUUCCGGUCCCCAAGGCGAGGGAAUGGGUCUUCUUCAGAGAUAGUUGAAGUAGAUGAUGGUAAACAACAAUCUUCAAGGUCAGUUGAUGAGAAUUCAUUGAAUAAAGCAAUUACUUUUCAACAAAAUGUAUUGAAUAAAUCAAAUAAUAAUAAUAAUAAUAAUAGUAGUUGUAGUAGUAGUAGACACUUGUAUGGUUUUGUAUUCAAUAGGCAGAGACAUGAUGAGAGACUAAAGAGAGGUGGUGAACAAAAAUCUGUAGUGAUUUUGUCUCAUAAUCCUUACUCUAGUGUGUUUAAACCGUUGUUACAAAUCAUGGGUCCAUUGUAUUUUGAUAUUGGGAAGAAAGCUCUUGAACAUAUUGCUGCUUAUGUAUCAAUGUGGCCUAGUCCUAUACCUGGGAAAUUAAUGGAGCUUCCAAUUGGGAAUGCUGCACUAAAAGUGAACUUACCGCCCGCUCAUAGCUUGCCCUCGGAUGGGGGAAUUACAUUUGAAGAGUCAGCUUCGUCAAUGGCUCCUUUUCUUCCUAAUAAUCAGUCGGUUCCGCAAGGUCUCUUUCAUGAUUCGGAUAUUUUUGGUAUAUAUCGGGGGCUUUUGUUACAGCUUUGGUUGUUAUGGGAGUUGUUACUUAUCGGUGAGCCAAUUCUUAUCAUUGCGCCAACACCUCCCCAGUGUUGUGAGGCCGUGACAGCUCUGGUUAGUCUGGUUGCACCGCUCCUUUGCAGUGUUGAUUUCAGGCCUUACUUCACCAUUCAUGACCCAGAAUUUACCCAUUUAAACUCGCUUCAAGAAGGGGAUAUUUUCCCUCCGAUGGUUUUGGGUGUGACGAACCUUUUUUUCUUGAAAGCUCUUCGUAAUAUACCUCACAUUGUUUCAGUUGGAAGUCCUGCUAUCAAUUCAAACCGGCUUUCCCUUGCUCCUAGAGCCUCUAGUGCUAGAGUUACUAGACCAGAAGGAUUUGGUAUCCAGAAUCUUUCCUUGAAGAGGUUUUCUCCUUCAAAUUUGUUGAAUGCUGUGAAGUUGAGGAGAGAUGGACCUCUUUGUCUCAUGACGGAACAUAAGGAAGCUAUUUGGAGCACUUACACUGCCACAACCAAGCCAGACACUUCUAUCUUGAAUAGGCUUAUUGAUGCUGGGAUGUCACCAAGAGUUGAGGAGUCUAUGUCUGUUGUCAACAAUGAGAUACUGCGACGGCAUUUUUUGGAGCUCACUACCAACUUUUUAGCCCCUUUUGGCCCAUAUUUUAGAGCUACCACACCUUCUGAAGGAUCUUCACCAUUUGUUAAUCCUCCUCCUCUCCGUCCAUUCACUGUCGAUGAAUUUCUUGGAAGCUUAUCGACAAGAGGUCCAGGAAAGUUUUUAACAAAGCGGAUGAGAUCUAACUGGUUGGAUCUAUACAGGCGGUUCCUGAAAGGACAGAACUUUAUGCUAUGGUUUCAGAGAAGGCGUGCUGUUGCUGAGCAAGAACAACAUAGACUAUGGAGGCAAGCAAGAUUGAAGACUGACAUUCAACAAUUUAUAUCUGAAAUGUCUGAAUUGGAAAUGGUUGAUUCCUUCAAUGCCAUUGAGAAACAUCUUCUUGGAGAAAUGCAGUCCGGAAAGGCUAUUUCAGACUCAGCAGCAGCUUGGCAGAAACUCAAGGGAGAUCUGGAAACAGUGUUCAAUAUUCUUCCCAAGGACGUACAGCAGAGUCUGCUUUUGAACCCUCAGAGAGCAGCUCUUUUACAAGGAAGUGGUGAACGGACAAAACUUCCCGGUCAUCCUCUUGCGCAAGUCAGAUUCAUUUCUUCCACUUCACCCAGAUGAUAUUCAAAACAAAAAAGCAGUCUUUGUCGUCAUCCUACAAAAGUACUUGAAGUACAUUUUGUUACCUUAUUAACAAAGUAUGGAUGGAAAUCAGAUGGGUCAUGGCAAUGAGGGGUUUCUUGUGCUGCUGAAAGACAUGAAAGGCACCAUGUGUUUUGCAAUAAUUUCAGACUUAUUCUGUCCUCUAGUUGGGAGUUAUCAGAUUUUCAGGCAUAAUUCUCAUUCUAGGAAACCAAAGGCAGAAAGAAUCAUGAUCUACAUUGAACUGCCCUUCCAACAAGUCCGUGGAGGUAACAAUAACAUUCUUGUUUUCACAUUUUAACCUCUGAUGGUUUGAAAAAAGUCUGGAAAAGGAUGAUUCAGAACUCAUGGUGGACUUGUGUUUUUCUCUUUCUAAGGGAAAUUGAAGGCUCAUUCAUUUUCCUUAAUGCUAAAGCUGUUGAGGCUAUCAUUCUGUUGCAUAACUUGGAGUCAAGCCUCCCACUAGUUUGUGUUACCUCUCAACUUUGUUUUUGAUUUCUGGCAAUAUCUUUAGUUAUCAUUUUUUUUUUUGAAGUAUUUCAUUACCUAAGCAUGACAUCACUUUAUUUGUCUCUACAACUGUCAUUUUUAAAACAAAAUUUGUGCCAGUAUAGUGGGACUAUUUGUUACAGCUUUUGGGGGUGAUUAUAGCUAAUUUUGAUUUGGGAG